AUGUAAAUACUUAUGGAUGAGUAUAAAAGGAGUCCUCACAACCGGUACCUGUAAUCAUUUGGAGUUCAGGAUGUCUGUAGCCAGGGUUGUCCUGUUUUCAGCGGUGUGUAUCGGAGCAGUAUUCGGGGCGUGCAACCCCUCUACUGGCAAAACCUCGGCCACCUGCUCGUACACUGAGAGCUACACCGUGGCGUGUGGUGUGUUCAACUGGUCAAGAUGUGGUCGAACAAGAACAUCUUACAGAACGUGUGAGGUUAACUGUGCAGUGAAUGGCGGGUGGAGUGCCUGGGUAACCACUGGAUCAUGGUCUACCUGCAGCAAAACCUGUGGGGGUGGCACCCAGACAAUGAAAAAGACCCGCACCUGUACUAGCCCCAGACCUCUGAAUGGAGGGUCAUCCUGUUCUGGCUCCAGCACCGGUACAGACAGCAAAGCCUGCAACACACAGGCGUGUCCAGUAAACGGUGGUUGGUCGGCCUACAGCGCAUUCACUGCCUGGACACCAUGUCCUGUAACUUGUGGAGGUGGCACGCAAUCCAAGUCCAGAACACGCACCUGCAAUAACCCAUCCCCCGCACACGGAGGCAGCGACUGUUCCGGAAGUGACACAGAUGUACAGACCCAGAACUGCAACAUCCAGCACUGCCCAGUUCAUGGUGGAUGGAGCAGUUACAGUGCGUUCAGUGAAUGGAGCGGAUGUACCUUAUCGUGUGGCGGUGGCACCCAGCAGCGGUCACAGUCACGCACGUGCACAAAUCCGGCGCCACAAUAUGGUGGAAAGCAAUGUUCGGGCACCGCCACUAAUACAGAAUCCAGAGAAUGCAACACUCAAAACUGUCCAAUUCAUGGUGGAUGGAGCAGUUACAGUGCGUUCAGUGAAUGGAGCGGAUGUACCUUAUCGUGUGGCGGUGGCACCCAGCAGCGGUCACAGUCACGCACGUGCACAAAUCCGACGCCACAAUAUGGUGGAAAGCAAUGUUCGGGCACCGCCACUAAUACAGAAUCCAGAGAAUGCAACACUCAAAACUGUCCAAUUCAUGGUGGAUGGAGCAGUUACAGUGCGUUCAGUGAAUGGAGCGGAUGUACCUUAUCGUGUGGCGGUGGCACCCAGCAGCGGUCACAGUCACGCACGUGCACAAAUCCGACGCCACAAUAUGGUGGAAAGCAAUGUUCGGGCACCGCCACUAAUACAGAAUCCAGAGAAUGCAACACUCAAAACUGUCCAAUCGACGGCAGGUGGUCAGCUUAUGGUGCUUUCAGUGCUUGGAGCAGUUGUUCAGUUACUUGCGGAGGAGGUGUGCAAGACAGAUCGCAAAAACGCACGUGCUCUAACCCGGCUCCGAAUUACGGCGGAAAGAGUUGUGAUGGAGAUGACACAAACACUGAACAACAAGCCUGUAACACCCAUCCCUGCCCAAUUGACGGUGGUUGGUCUGCGUACGGAGAGUUCACUCCCUGGGGCACGUGUACCGUGUCAUGCGGUGGAGGUAUGCAAGAGAGAUCACAGACGCGCACGUGCACAAAUCCAGCUCCACAAUACGGUGGAAAAGUGUGCGAGGAUAAAAGCAGAAACAUGGAGGAACAAGAAUGCAACACCCACCAUUGUCCAAUUGAUGGUGGUUGGUCAGAGUUUGGAGAUUGGGAUGAGUGGGGGGUCUGUUCUGUGACGUGUGACGGAGGCUCACAGACACGUGACCGGAGGCGCACCUGUACUCAGCCAGAACCACAAUAUGGCGGGAAAGCUUGUGAUGGAAGUGAUACUGAUACAGACAGGCGUGAAUGCAACACAUUUAAGUGUCCUCAGACAAUCUGUAACGAGGCAGUGACGGGGUACAGGGCCCACCCCACCGACCUUAAUCGGUAUCUCCAUUGUAUAGACGGCCGUCUACACAUCGUCAACUGCUCGGAUCCGCGCCUUCAUUGGAACGAGCACAGCCAGACAUGCACAUUCCCCAGCGUUACAGACAGUUGUGACGAGGGGGAAUACGUCUCUCACUCCACGGACUGUACCAAAUUUAUCCAGUGUACAAACGGGGUAGGACUUGUUGUCUCCUGUCCUUUCGGAACUCGCUGGGAUAGCGAGAAAAAAGUCUGCGGAAACGAGGCUGAUGUUGAAUGUGCAUCCGACAUUGAAGAAGAGGACGACGAAUCAUCCAAUGAAAGCACAGAUUCUGAUACCUUUACCUGCCCCUCUCAGUUCGGGUACUUCGCCCACCCCAAGGACUGUACGAAGUACUAUCAGUGUUCAUGGUCCCAGGCCACGGAGAUUCAGUGCGGGGCUAACAUGGGAUGGGACGCCAACAUCUCAAACUGUAACUGGAAGACCCUGCUGAAGGACUGCGCCUGAUCGAUGUGGGCUCCCUUACAGAGUAUUGCAGCACGGGUAUAUGUGGACGUGCCGGUCUCUGUACUCUGAUGUUAUAUAUUUUCUGAACAUUUCAUAUUACAAAUAUAGUGAUGCACUUUUUAUAUUCCCCUAUGCAUUUAUCUUAGAUUUAUUAUGUAAUAAGACUUUGCAGUUACUUUAUGUUUCUAUCUUUUGUUUUUUAUAAUAAAUUUACCAUUUCUAUU
Molecule: messenger RNA, 2571 nt
Organism: Ostrea edulis (European flat oyster)
Lineage: Eukaryota; Metazoa; Mollusca; Bivalvia; Ostreida; Ostreidae
Product: coadhesin-like
Exons: 14
Coding region: 17-2347 (776 amino acids)
Cellular component (GO): extracellular region
Molecular function (GO): chitin binding
Source: RefSeq, a predicted model, not a curated record